Messenger RNA from Talaromyces proteolyticus, 819 nucleotides. RefSeq lists its product as uncharacterized. Bases 1 to 819 code for a protein of 272 amino acids. The record is from RefSeq and is a predicted model, not a curated record. Lineage: Eukaryota; Fungi; Ascomycota; Eurotiomycetes; Eurotiales; Trichocomaceae. The transcript has 2 exons.
AUGGCCACCACCACCACCACCACCACAAGCAUGACGACCACUGACACCAUCUUCCAACAAGAAAAGCCCUGGUCUAGCCACCCGUUCAAGCUGAUCUCAGAUACGGGCCUGCAUGCCCGUUCUGAUGUGCCGCGCGACCAUUAUGUGGUCAAGUUCACCAAAGAUAUGGCUCUAGUGCACAAUCUGAUUUUGCGUGGGCUCAAUGCGGCGUACAACCAGUGUCUAUCGGUGACACCAGGCACACAGGCGGCCCAGGAUUUUCUCAUCUUCAACCAAUGUGUAUAUGAGAUGCUCAAGUCGCACCACGACAUGGAAGAGGAGCAGUUGUUUCCUGCGCUCGAGAAGGCCCUCAAUCAGCCAGGCGCAAUGGCGACCAAUGUGGCUGAGCAUCACGACUUCCAUGACGGCCUCAUGCAUUUCCACGACUAUGUCUUUCAGACCGAAGCCGACAAUUAUGACGGGCCGACGCUACACGCUAUUAUCGAGUCAUUCGGUUCACUAGUAGAAAAGCAUCUACACAACGAAAUUGCGCCGCUGUACGACCUCCACGUCGUCGAGAGUAAUGCCCUGAAAGCACUCUGGAACGAUGUCGAGAAAAACUAUCAACCUAAUUUUGACAAAUACCGCCAUGUUCCACUAGCCAUGACUUGCGCCGACAAUACCUUUGAAUUGGACGGCCAGGUAACGCCAUUUCCCGGUCUUCCUGUCUUUGCGGCUUAUAUUGUGAAGUUCCUGUUGGGUCGCAGGUUUUCGGGCGCCUGGGAGUUUGCGCCGUCGGACUUUACCGGGCGGCCACGGUUGCAGCAAGCGUCACUGUAG